AUGGCCAAUCAACCUGGUGCUAGUGGUGGAGGUGGUAGCGGAUAUAAUCCUUCAUCAGGAGGGAAUCACACUCCCCCAACAACAGGGCCUCCUUCACCAGGGGGGUAUUCUCCAUCUGGAGAACAUCCUUCACAAGGCUAUCCACCGACUGGGUAUCCUCCGCAUGAGUACCCACAAGGGUACCCACCACAAGGUUACCCACAAGGGUAUCCUCCUUCGCAGGGGUAUCCUUCGCAAGGGUAUCCUUCACAAGGAUAUCCUCCGCAAGGCUCACAAGGGUAUCCUUCUCAAGGUCCACAAGGCUCCCAAGGAUAUCCUCCGCAAGGCUAUCCACAUGGAUAUCCUCAACAAGGAUACCCUCCACAUGGGUAUCCUCAACAAGGCUACCCGCAAGGAGGUUAUCCUCUAGGAGGUCCUCCUGGUGCAUAUCCACCAUCAGGUUAUCCCGGUGGUGCAUACCCACCGGCUGGCUAUCCAGGUGGAUAUCCCCAAGGCGCUCAUCCCGGUCAACAUGGAGCACAAAAAGGAGAAAAGGGAGCCGCAGGUAGCAUAAUGGGAGUGAUCGCUGGGGGAGCAGCAGCAUACAUGGGUCGUGGUCACUACGGACAUGGUCAUGGUCACUAUGGACAUGGAAAAAUUAAGCAUGGCAAGCACAAGCACGGAAAAUACAAGCGUGGAAAGUUUGGCAAGCAUAAGGGCAAAGGGAAAUUCAAGUUAUUUAAGUGA
Erigeron canadensis is the source of this 726-nucleotide messenger RNA. RefSeq names its product annexin A7-like. The record is from RefSeq and is a predicted model, not a curated record. Bases 1 to 726 code for a protein of 241 amino acids. The transcript has 2 exons. NCBI's taxonomy places the organism in Eukaryota, Viridiplantae, Streptophyta, Magnoliopsida, Asterales, Asteraceae.